AUGUCUGAGGGUGCCACUCGCCCCUCCAACCGCAGCAGCUUCUACCCAGAGUCCUUCAUCCUGGUGGGCAUCCCAGGGAUGGAGGAAUACCACACCUGGCUGGCCGUCCCCUUCGGCCUGAUGUACGUCGUGGCUCUGCUGGGCAACGCCUCUCUGCUGUUCCUGAUUGCGACCGAGCGCCGCCUGCACCAGCCCAUGUACCUCUUCCUGGCCAUGCUGGCAGUGGCUGACCUGGUCUUGUCGUCCACCACGGUCCCCAAGACCCUCGGUGUGCUCCUGGCGUACUCGAAGGAGAUCUCCUUCGCCGCCUGCCUCGCCCAGAUGUUCUUCACCCACGUCAGCUUCAUUGCGGAGUCCACCAUCCUGUUGGCCAUGGCCUUCGAUCGCUACGUGGCCAUCUGCGACCCGCUGCGGUACGCGACUAUCGUCACCCCCGUGGUGAUUGCCAAGAUCGGCCUGGCUGCUCUGGUGAGGAGCUUCUGCGUGAUGGUGCCCACCCUCUUCCUCCUCCGGAGACUCCCGUACUGCGGGCGGAGGGUGAUGCCCCACUCCUACUGCGAGCACAUGGGCAUCGCCCGCAUGGCCUGUGCAGACAUAGCGGUCAACAUCUGGUACGGGUUCACGACCACCCUCUUGUCUCCAGUGCUGGACCUGGUGCUCAUCACUGUCUCGUACAGCCUCAUCCUCAGAGCGGUCUUCCGGCUCCCGUCGAAGGACGCCCGCCUCAAGACCAUCGGCACCUGCGGCUCCCACCUCUGCGUCAUCCUUCUGUUUUACACGCCGGCCUUGUUCUCCUUCUUUGCGCACCGGUUUGGCCGCGGCAUCCCCCGGCACGUCCUCAUCCUCUUGGCCAAUAUUUAUUUAUUAAUCAGGAACCAAGCAGAAGUUAAGCGCGGCACAAGUAUGAAGGAUGACACCCAACGGGGGGAGGAGCAGCAACUACCCUGGAAGAUGACGUUGCAAUUCGAGUACAACCAGAACACCGGAAAAGUGGCCAGAUGUGAACUCGCUGAAGUGCAGGAAUGA
Molecule: messenger RNA, 1026 nt
Organism: Sphaerodactylus townsendi
Lineage: Eukaryota; Metazoa; Chordata; Lepidosauria; Squamata; Sphaerodactylidae
Product: olfactory receptor 52B2-like
Exons: 3
Coding region: 1-1026 (341 amino acids)
Biological process (GO): G protein-coupled receptor signaling pathway
Cellular component (GO): membrane
Molecular function (GO): olfactory receptor activity; G protein-coupled receptor activity
Source: RefSeq, a predicted model, not a curated record